GGAGAGAGGUGGACGCCGUCGUGUUGCGUGUGCCGAGAAGUGGUUGCCGCUUCCAAGGCGGAUUCGCGCCCGUCCCAGCUGGAAGCGUUCGACACCGGGCGUCCAUCGGAUCGCGCGUCGAACUCUCGCCGCACAGGAUUUCUCCGCCGAAAUGAACGUGUGCCUGCGCCCGUCCCUGCUUUUGCUGCUGCUGGUCUGGUUGAGCGUGACGGGCCAUGGGACGGCGCGGCCUCCAUGGCCUUCCGGCUCAGGAAGCGGCAACGCCGACCGGUCUCAACGGCCCCAUGGUCGGAACCAGCCCUGCCACGAUGGACAUGGACGCGAACAACGUGCCAGACUGCGCCGGGUCCUACUCGCUAAUGGAACGGCCGUCUGCAAUGACGGGUCGCCUGCAGGGUACUACAUCCGGAAAAGGCCUGGAAAUCGGCGUUGGAUUCUCUUCCUCGAAGGGGGCUGGCACUGCUACGACGAUAAAAGCUGCGCGGGCCGCUGGAUGCGCACCCGCCAACUCAUGUCAUCUCUACAGUGGCCAGAUAGCCGCCAGGUUGGUGGUAUACUGUCAGCAAACAGAGAAGAAAACCAAUACUGGUGGAAUGCAAACCACGUGUUGGUGCCUUACUGUUCCAGCGAUGCAUGGAGCGGCGCGACAAAUGGAAAAACUGAGAGGUUGGGAACGCUCCAAUAAGGUGAUUCGGCGUAUGUUUUUCAAGCCGGCUAUGCCUUUAUGGGGUCUCUCAUUCUGCAGUCUGUCGUCCGCGAAUUGCUUGGACGAGGACUUUAUGAAGGCAAAUUGCUGCUGCUCGCCGGAAGCAGUGCUGGCGGCGCAGGCGUUCUGCUGAACGUGGACAGGAUCGCCGAUCUGCUGGCGUCCCUCGGCUCAAAAGUCAAGGUCCGCGGUGUCGUAGACUCGGGAUGGUUUCUCGAUAACGAUCCCUUCGAAGCAAGGGAAUGCCUGGAACCUUACUCAUGCGCACCUGUGGAAACUAUCAAGCGUGGCAUCAGGUUGUGGAACGGCCAAGUUCCAGACCGCUGUAAGCCACUAUACUCUGAUUAUGAACAAUGGAGAUGCUAUUUUGGCUACAGGAUAUACCCUACUUUGAAAGCACCAACAUUUGUAUUUCAGUGGGUGUUUGACGAAGCACAGAUGGCUGUCAACAAUGUCGCUGCCCCUUCAAGCAAAGCCCACUGGGACUACAUUCAUGCCUUGGGCAGCAAGCUUCGUAGCACUCUCAUGAAUGUGACGGCUUUAUUCGCACCGUCUUGUAUUUCACACGAGAUUCUCACUAAAAGAAACUGGCAGGCGAUUGAAAUCUGCGGAAUAUCUCUGCCCCAGGCCCUGCGCUGCUGGGAACUACAGAAACAUGAACACAACCACCAUGAGCACCACUCGAAUCACAACCUUUAUGACCAGCUCCCGGCUAGGGAGAAUGAGACGAGCUUUCUACACAGAAAACUUGGAGACGUAUCUGCGACAAUAAUGACGAACGGCCAUGCACAAAAAACUAAAGCACGACGUCGGAACAUGAAGAGAAGACGAAAGAACUGCAGGCACAACAGAAAGGGCCUGAAGAAAGCAAGGAAAGGAGAAUAUUCAGCCACGUCAGGACCUCUGAGGCCCGAGGAGCCAAGGCGUCGGUCUCGCGAGCGACCCGGCAGCCGGCACGCUCAGCACCGUUGGCGGCUGCACGAAGACCUCUGUCAACACUGGCUCAUGGACAGCUGCGCUUGGCCACAGUGCAACCGCCGCUGCCCGCGCAUGCUGGACCCGAUGACCGGCCGUGAGCUACGGUUCUCCGACCUUUUGCGCUCGUUCGGCCUCGACGUGGCCGCAGUCGCCGCCGCGCUGGGGCUCGACCAGGCGGCUCUGGCAGCCAUGGAGCCGGACGCCCUGCUGCACGCCGACUGAUCGCGCGGGCCAAUGGGAAGGGUCUGCGCUCUAGGAGCGUAGCUAGUGCUGCGCUCUUCCAAGAACACCGAAACGGCGCGCGCGAUGAGAGCCAUUUCGCAAUCCGCUGACUGACGACUUGCUCUGGAGCAUGCGCUGCGACACAGGUUUGCCAGUCGCUGUUCGCACGCUUCGUUGUGCAAGAAUUGUGUGCCAACAGAUUGGCACCGCCACUGCUCACGUGGCGUGCGUAGCCUUAAGGCCCUUCGUUUGGCAUCGUUAAAUCCACAGCGGAGAGCGGAGUCAUCAGAAUAUGCUGUGCUGUAUUGUCAUAUGCUGUGUUGGGCACUGAGAUUGGCGCCAGCAGCGGCGACAUGUUGAUCUGUCAGCGCAUGGUCGGAACAACCGAUCUUGGCCAACCGGCAUCCGGUAAACAGCGCAGCCUCUCUUGCGCUAUGAACGACGGCAACAGAAGCUGGGGUGAGGGCUGGUCAUUUACGAUAUGGCGGAUUAUUUCCCAGCUUCCGGUGUUAACUGUUACAGCGGUGCUAGAUCGUCAAGAGGCCUUCCAGUUUGACCGUCGUUUGGAGUUUUGCUAUUGGAUUUGGUGCUGCGUCUCUUGUUUGAUGGAUUGGCGUGGGAGAAAUGUGAUGGUGCGUCUUUAUACAAGCAAUAUCGGGCUCCUCGCGGUUUCUUAGCUGCGUCAAGAGAGUUCAGUGGCUGACGAGCGCCAAGUGAAUUUAAUUGACAGACGGACAUGCUUUCAGGUUGGAAAGACGCAACAGGUAUGGCGCCAACGGGCAGCCGACUUCCGCAUACUUCUAUGCACUGUCUUCCCCUCACCAAUGUCAGAGUUGUGUGACAAGAGCUGCCAUGUGUUGACAGAUUUCAUGACUAGGAUGAAAGGUGAUGCGCUUACAUAGCGUAGUCAAGGGGCUUGUACGAAACUUGUAACUAUAAUUCUGUAUGUAUUUCUAACUGAUUUAGACAACGUGAAAAACGACAAGCAAGAAUCGAAGGAUAGGUAAGCACUUAGCAAUUGGGCAUGUGUGGCGUCUUUAUAAAAUUUUUUCGUGGUCUUGUAUUUAUAACAUGUCGUAUGAGCACUGGCCUGCCCAAGUUGUCAUUUUCGUAUCCCAAUGUCCAAGACUCCUGAUCCAUGUUCUCGUGGUACGUCUUUCAGAUAAGUUUCGAUACCACUGCGCUUGAGCAUGGUGGACUCUAAUGUCUGCAUUAAUGCUUGAGAUCUUUCGCAAGGGUUUUUGGUGGUGACGAACAUUCUUGUUCUCGCCUUCCACUACUCGGCAGGUAACAGCAGCAGUUUUCGUCAAAGCUGUCGGAACUUCAUUUGCACAUCUCAUAGGUGGGGUCACAAAAGGUUGUGGUAAGACCGGUUAUGUAAACCUCCGAUGAUGGUUCUAGACAUCUCGUGUAAAAAAAAAAAGGCAACUAAGGCUGAAUGUUUGCUCACUUGCGUUGCACCCAUUAAGUAAACAUGGGAGACCACGCUCUUAUUAUGGUGCCCUAUUAUUGAAUGUCCCACAUUCGAAGCUUCAUAUCCAAUAAUCCAAUUAGUUUUGGCACUGACAUACCAGUUUAAAUUGCUCUUUCUGGCUUUUGCAUUACUUUUUAUUUAUCCAGUGGGAUCUGCUUGACGCAUGGUAGCCAGCACUUCUACUGUCCGCUAUUUGCUAUCUUCCUGAUCAAUGCCAGAAUUUAUGCUGCCAACUUGUCCAAGGCCGUAUUUCACAAAGUUAUGAUUGCCGACGCUGCACUGAUGCUUUGAGUCACAGAGUGAACGUGGUCAAUUAAUGUUAAAAAAAAACAGCCUGCCUAUAAAGUGCACCGCGAAGGCAAACUGCCGUUUUAUGUGGCGAACUUCAAGGCGUUGUACUUGAAACCCUCGUCUUUUUUCGUUUUCGCUUAGGUGUAGUAAAUUGUGAAGAUGAAGCAACGCCAACCACGUUAUGUACUUCCUGUUCAGGGUUGUCUUGACAGUGCUUGCAGCACGUGAAGGACAGUAUGUCGAUUCGUGGAGUGGUCGCUCGCUUCUAUGAUGCAUGCCUGCGUAUUCUAAUGAAGUGAACGACUGCAUUCGUACUGCCGCAAGUCUGACCAUCAGGGCAUUCGAAGAGGACAGUCCGCCAUUCUAAAGGAAAAUCCUCACCGCCAAAAGGUAUGCACUUCGGCCGUUUCAUCUAUGUCAGCUGGCACUGCUACGCUUCUGCAAGCUCAACGUUGGAAGAAACCGAAUCCGCGUAUUGGGACACUGUUUCAGCUAGAACGCAGGCGUGCUACAUGAAGGACGGCAGGAAUCCAUUCCGUCAUUUAUUUCUUUACGAUUUCCUUACUAUACGUGCGGAAAAGCCAUAAAUAAGUGUAAAUGUUGACGCCUACGCUGACCGCAUGGGUCUCGUUACACAGUAGCAAUGCCUUUUCCAGCUGUUGUUUUUCCUGAACGCAAAGCUGGCGAAAGCUACUACCGUAGGUCGCGCUACCUAUUUUUUUUUUUUGAAGUGGGCAAUGCGCCAUUUUCUCGCGACUUCGUUAAGUUGUAAACCUACGAUGUUUAUUAACAUGUUUUUGCAAAGCCUUCGAGAACAUUUUUACGCGACAUUUUUCGGGAAGUUGGUGCGAAAUUCGUUCAUGAAAGGUCGUUAACAUUCGUUCCAUAGUAUGCAUGCCAGUCUCUGGCGUUUUAUGAAGCACUCAGAAAUGCAUUUUAUGUGCACGACACUUCAAAGAUGCUCAAAGUAAAAGCGUCUGCUCUAAAUCAUGUCUGCGAAGCAACGGUAUGUUUGUUUUGUAUGUUAUUCUAGUCGCUUCUUGAAAAAUUUUCAUAUUUUUUUUAUUUACAGUACACUGUUCGGCGUUAAUUUCAUUUUUCAUCGCGCUCUGGCGUAUACCUCUUUGUGGUAUAUUGUAGCCGAUGACUCUAGGAAGCAGACUAAGGCUUCCAAAUGGACUUCCUAUGCUUUGGAUGGCCCCUACAGUACUAAGUUCUGAAAAAAAAAGAGGGCACUGUUAUGGACGCUCACUGACUUAAUUCAAUAUUUCUGCAGUUCAUUACCAGUGGAGUGUCAUGAAACUUGUUUUUUUUUAUGUUUUUCGCGUGGAUAUACUUUCUGAUGCAAGAAAUUAUAAUAAGCCCUCGCGCGAAGGUCGAGAUGCAAACAAAAGUGUGAUGAGUUUUUUUUUAUUCGGAAGUAGAUAUUGUUUUGUUUGCUUUUCUUUUUUUCGCCUUUUACAAUGGUCAUACGGGUUCCAUCGAGAGGGCAACUGAACGGUUCAAGGGCUACCCAAUGCAGUGCUGCCAACAACUAAAUUGUAGCCUCCGGUCGCGCUGCGUUUUUGUAACCUUCCAUGAAACCUAGCAGCGAGUUAUACACGUACAUGCAAACAACCAGUCGCGCUUUCAGUAAAUUUGGCCUCCAUUUUGCCAGCGAAUUCACUAACAGAACAUGCUGCUUGACGUAUAGCACACAACAAACAUGGUGAUCACUUUUUUGUUCGAAAAAUUUGUCUGUCUACCCCAGCGAUUGCGUUAUAUGCUGACGUUGUCUGAUGUAAUGUUGUUAAAUGGUUAUUUCUCUUGAAGCAUGUAAUUUCUUCCAACUGAAAGCAUCGAAAAUGCUCAAAUAGUGCAAUGGCCUUGUUGCGGUUUUCACCAGCACAUCAAACAAUAUAAUGUGAAGUGGAGCUGUCGCGAGAUUUUUAUUGCAGAUAGGGUAAAUUACUGCAAGAGGAGUGAAGUGAUAACAAUCUGACCAUUCAUUCAAGCGUGGCCGACUCAGCAAGGUCUCAGGGGCUGAACACGCAAGAACUUGAAAUUCAUUAUGCCGUAGUUUCUUAGCGGCGGCACUUCCAUUGUCCUGUUUCAUUUAUUGCAGCUCGAAUGAAAACACAGGAUGCAAUACGCGUAUAUUUAUCACGUCGACGCGCCCCUCUUGUAAAAUUCGCUGCCGUUCAGAAUGGAAAUGGCGCCAGCCAUAAUUUAUGCAUGUAAAACAUGGCAGCAUGUAAACUAUGUGCACCAUUUACAUAUAUGGCUGCCAGUUCAUUUUCUUUUUUGUUGUCUGCAUUGUCUUGUGCUGUGUUUUAGAAUGUAUGGAACAAAACGGGUAUAAAGAACAGCUGUAUGCAUUUUAUGCCCUUUUUACACCUUUACAACUCAGGGUUGCAUUGUGGUCGUGUAUAACUGCCUUGUAGAUAAAUUUGUACUAAUAAAAUAGCAGUAUUGUAGAUAAA
Messenger RNA from Dermacentor albipictus, 6133 nucleotides. The record is from RefSeq and is a predicted model, not a curated record. Lineage: Eukaryota; Metazoa; Arthropoda; Arachnida; Ixodida; Ixodidae.